Sinocyclocheilus grahami is the source of this 842-nucleotide messenger RNA. RefSeq names its product GTPase IMAP family member 2-like. NCBI's taxonomy places the organism in Eukaryota, Metazoa, Chordata, Actinopteri, Cypriniformes, Cyprinidae. Gene Ontology annotation, molecular function: GTP binding. The record is from RefSeq and is a predicted model, not a curated record. The transcript has 3 exons. The coding region runs from base 25 to 567 and encodes 180 amino acids.
CUACAUCUGCUGUAACACAAAGCCAUGGCUGCUGGAUCCUCAUCAAAGACAACUGGAGACUCACCUCAUCUGUCAGAGAUCAGAGUUGUGCUCUUGGGAAAUGAAGUUGACAAGAGCAAAGUGGUCAAAUCCAUCCUGGGCUGCAGGGAUCUUACGGGAGAGAACGUGGGUCAGUGUAUGUUAUAUGAAGGUGACCAGGCUGGAAGGAAGAUCAGUGUUGUGGAAGCACCAGGAUGGAACUCAAUGCAGCAAACACCAGAAAGCAUUAAGAAAUCAAUCAGAAGAAGCGUGUCUCUGAAUCCUCCAGGACCUCACGCUCUGCUUCUGGUCAUUCCUGUGAAGAGAAAUGAAGUGCCUUCUACAGGUGAUAUUAAAGCAGAGAUGCACAUGGAGUUACUGUCGGAGCGCAUCUGGAAACACACCAUCGUCCUGUUCGCUUGUGAUGAAGGAGUGGGAGAGUUUAACUGUGAGAAAAAAGCAAAAAUUGUGAGCUAUAAGCUCAGAAAUGCAAGGUUUAACUCGGAACGGCAAGAAAACCUCAGAAUUCUCAGUUUAGAUCACGUCUGACUUUCUUCUCUGAAUUGCAAAAUAAAAAGUCUGAAUUCUAAUACGUAAAUAUAAAUCCAUAUUGUGAGAUAAAAAGUUGCAAUUACCUUUUUAAAAAUUUUCAAGCUUCUAUAGUUGGACAUCGAGACUCGGCGGCCCAAGUUUCUCAAUCGCUGUUAACAUGUUAAUGCACUGACGUUAAUCUAGUUCACAUCAGAAAGUUGAUGUAGAGAACGAGUCGUUUUUGCAGUGUAGGGUCAAAAUGACUUGCUGGAUUAUAACUCGUAUAAAGCCAC